This is a messenger RNA of Tetranychus urticae (two-spotted spider mite), 2115 nucleotides long. Its product is annotated as cytochrome P450 18a1-like. Gene Ontology annotation, cellular component: intracellular membrane-bounded organelle; cytoplasm. NCBI's taxonomy places the organism in Eukaryota, Metazoa, Arthropoda, Arachnida, Trombidiformes, Tetranychidae. Gene Ontology annotation, biological process: xenobiotic metabolic process. The record is from RefSeq and is a predicted model, not a curated record. Gene Ontology annotation, molecular function: heme binding; oxidoreductase activity, acting on paired donors, with incorporation or reduction of molecular oxygen, reduced flavin or flavoprotein as one donor, and incorporation of one atom of oxygen; iron ion binding.
AAUUGAGUUUUAAUGAUUGUUUUGAAUCUUUUUCAAUGGUGUUGUUGCUAUCUUACUGUGAGAUAAAUAAUUGCGUAAAGACAUAAUAGCAUGCCAAUGAUAACGAUGUAUUUAUUGAAACAAAUAAAAACUUGAUAUGAAAAGCAGUUCUAACCAUUGGAGAUGCGUUUGUCUCUCACAUAAGCAAAAAUGUUUUUCACGGUUUCUAACGUAAAUAUUUUUUUAGUUAAAUUUUUUUAUGGAUUAGUGACUCUAUUCUUGGUCAAUCAUGUUAUCAAAUUUGUGCAACGAGUCCGUAAACUGCCUCCUGGACCAUGGGGACUGCCCUUUGUUGGAUACUUACCUUUCCUUAGACACGAUUCUCAAAACCAGAUGACCGAGUUGGCUGCAAAAUAUGGACCAGUUUUCAGUUUCAAGUGUGGUAAAUUUGACCUGAUUGUUAUCAACCAAUGGAAGUUUAUUAAGGAAGCUUUGACGAAUGAACACUUGCUUGGUCGACCAAAAGAGACGAUUUUACCAGGUGUAAUUGACCAUCACUCAUUUGCCGAAAUGACUGGUGAACCUUGGAAGCAACAGCGACGAAUUGCUUUGACAACACUUCGAGAUGUUGGUUUCGGAAAGAGUGAAAUGGAAGAUUCGAUUAGAGACGAAAUUAAAUCAUUUAGCGAAGUACUCAAAUCAUUUAAAGGCAAACCCCAUAUCAAUAUCUAAAACUAUCUCUUGAGUGUAACAAACAAUAUAUCAAAGUUGGUAUUUGGACACAAAUACGCUUACGAUGAUCCUGUUGCUUUGGAUAUGGAAAACCUUCUUGUCAAAUCAAAUGUGUUGAUUCGAUAUUUCAAUGUCGUGACAUUUCUGCCCACCAUCGCAAGUAUGAUAAUCAAAUUAAAGCUUUUUAAUAUGGCAGAGACUUUUUCUCUUUUCAAAAAAUUCGAGUCUCAUAUUAUUGAUGAGGUUGAUGAGCACCGAAAAAAAGAUAUCGAUGAUAAUUCAAUAAAAGAUUACAUUGAUGGAUUCCUCAAUGAAAUGUCCAAAAGACAAAAUGAAAAGGAUUCAUCUUUUAAUUUAGAUACUUUGCAACGAAAUGCAGCUUUGUUUUAUGGUGCUGGGUCAGACACCAUUUCAAAUACACUCAAAUGGAUGAUGUUGUAUCUGGUCAAGUAUCCUGAAUACCAGAUUAAGAUUCGAGAUGAAAUUAAACAAACCAUUGGAUUAAAUAGACAACCAGAAAAUGUAGAUCGACAACAAAUGCCUUUUACAAUGGCCUUUAUUUACGAAAGCUUGCGAUUCUCCUCAAUAGUUCCUCUUAAUUUAUUAAGAAGAGCAACUGAAGACACCAAAGUUGGAGGCUAUUCAAUACCUAAAGACAGUCUUGUCGUAUUCAACUUCUGGUCAGUCCAUCACGAUCCAAAUUUAUGGGAUAAUCCUGAGUUAUUUAAGCCUGAACGGUUCCUCAACGAAGAUAAAUCUAAAGCCAUCAAACCACCUUAUUUGGUGGCAUUCAGUGGCGGGAGAAGAGUUUGUCCUGGAGAAAGUUUCGCUUAUCUUCAGUUAUUCUUGUAUCUUGUGUCCUUUUUGCAACAAUUUGAGAUCUCAGCUGAAUCAGGGAAAGAUAUUUCAUUAGAAAGAGCUUAUUAUUUCCUUGUGAGACAAAAAAGUCUACCCAACUUGAUAUUCAAAAGUGUCGAUUAAAUUGUUUACGUCAAUUUUGUUAAACAAUGGAUAUAAAGCAAUACACAGAUUCCCUCUUUAAGAUCUUGAUGCUAAUACAAUGGCCGUAUCCAGAAAUCAUUACUCUAUCUUUAUCAUGUUAAUUCAGAGAAGUUUUUCCAUAACAUCAAAGGAAAGUCCUAAGACACCAAGCUGUGUGGAAACGUUGCUCCCAGAAGAUCUUUAAUAAAAUUGCAAUUUUCAUGGGCAGUUUGGUUGAACUUGCUCCAGAUAUUUCGUAAAGGAAAACUGAUGUUCAUAGCCAUACAACAUCGAACCUCAACUUUGAUAUUGACAACCUCGAAAAUAUAUCAUAUCGAUGUAAUUUUCUGCUAUGUCUUCACUUUUUAGCAAAUUCAUCUUUUGUAAAAUUCAAUUCAUUGUAUUAAUAACUUUUUUAACGGU